This is a messenger RNA of Acyrthosiphon pisum (pea aphid), 546 nucleotides long. RefSeq lists its product as uncharacterized. The record is from RefSeq and is a predicted model, not a curated record. The coding region runs from base 1 to 546 and encodes 181 amino acids. Gene Ontology annotation, biological process: DNA integration. Gene Ontology annotation, molecular function: nucleic acid binding. Lineage: Eukaryota; Metazoa; Arthropoda; Insecta; Hemiptera; Aphididae. The transcript has a single exon.
AUGACCACCAAAGCGGUGCACUUGGAACCAGUAUCGGCCCUUUCGACCGAAGCCUUCCGAUUAACGUUAGAUAGAUUCGUGGCUCGUCGUGGUCUGCCGUCGUCGAUUUAUUCGGAUUGUGGUACCAAUUUUGUCGGUGCAGCGAGGCAGCUGCGUCAAUUAGUCAAUCAUCCGGAUAAUAGGGAUCAGUUAUCUGGUCAUAUUGCUUGCGAAUGGCAUUUUAAUCCUCCUGGUGCUCCCCAUUUUGGAGGAAUUUGGGAAGCCGCCGUGAAAUCGGCUAAGUCAUUGCUUCUUCGAGCCAUGAAUUCCCAAGUUUGGACGUUAGAGGAGUUCACAACGGUGUUGUGUCGGGUAGAGGCUGCCUUGAAUUCGCGUCCUCUAGUACCAGCAUCAUCUGAUCCAAAUGACUUGGAAUGCUUAACACCCGGUCAUUUUUUGGUUGGUUAUCCUCUGAUUUCGAUUCCAGAUCCUAUGAGUACCAGUGCACAAACUGGACUGCAGACUCGCUGGAAGCUCCUCCAGCAGUCUUUCCAGUUCUUUUGGUGA